Messenger RNA from Periophthalmus magnuspinnatus, 1528 nucleotides. It is a transcript of the gene nol7, whose product is annotated as nucleolar protein 7. Bases 62 to 649 code for a protein of 195 amino acids. The transcript is spliced from 8 exons. NCBI's taxonomy places the organism in Eukaryota, Metazoa, Chordata, Actinopteri, Gobiiformes, Gobiidae. Gene Ontology annotation, cellular component: nucleus. Gene Ontology annotation, molecular function: RNA binding. The record is from RefSeq and is a predicted model, not a curated record.
GUGUGACCGGAGACGCGCAUUGGAAACGUGCGUUGUGCUCAUCAGGAUCAGGCUGCUGAACAUGGCAGGCGAUAAAAACAGCGCAGAAUUGAACUUGUCCCUGGAGCAGUCAGACGAUGAAGCGCCGGAAGAAAUGAAUUUUGAAUCGGCGAGAAAUGAGGCUCUGCGCCGCGUGAAGAGCGCCCUGGAGACGGCCAAAAGAGAGAAAGAGCAGCUGAAGGAGAAGCGGCGGAAAAGACAGGAGCUGUUCCAGGAGCAGAAGAAAAGAAGACUGCUCCCCACAGAUGUGCUGGACAAAGUGGACUCUGUCACUCCACAGCAACAGGAACAAGGUCAGGAUGAAGGUCCAGAAAAACAAGAGGAAGAAAAGUUAUCCUCUUCAAGAAGCCUGAUGGAGACUGUCACCGUGACUACAGCUAAGCAGCAGAUGUCCUACCAGCAGCAGGCUGCUCAGAACUUCCUCCACUCACGGUUCUAUGGACCCGAGAGCCGGCGCACCACAAACAACGAGCUGCUGUCAAUACAGAACAAAAAGGGUCCCAACAAACAGGCUGCUGCACAGUUCGUCAAGAAGAACUGGGCGUCUAAAGAAAAGGCCAAAGCAGAGAAACUCAAGCAGCGCUGGCUCCACAAGCAGAAGAUCUUGUGAAGGUUCACUCUCGCUAAGCCUCGAGAUCGACAUAAGAGAUGGCAAAAGCUCUGUCCUGAGCUCCUCAAUGAACUGAGAUAGUUUAAGGACACAUUAUGCAACACUGACUUUUGAGAAAUGUUAUAAGAUUGUUCCCAGAUCAAAAACUGACCUGGAGUUGUAUUAUGCUUCAUUUAUGCUUCAUACAUCAAAGGGUAUUUUACCUUUGUAAGGUAUUAACUGCUAACACAUAACAUAUUUAGAUCACCCUGUUACCUUUGUUUUGAAAAUGCAAUAUUUGCCCAAAACAAUGUAUUAACAUGUAUUAUAAGUUUUGACUUUUUGCCUUUGCUCUCCCCGUUAAGUCACUCCCCCUUCAGAGCACUAUCACAACACAUUCAGCUGCUCCCACUAAUGAAACUACUGCACAUCACAUCAGGUUUGCCAAGUUUCUGUGUAGUUUAUCAUGUUUUUCUAUGUUUAUGGAGGAUUUCUACUGUCAGGUUCAUUACAAUUGCGUGCUUAUAUUAGCAUACCGUCAAAUGUCUUUUGCCGUUUUUCAUGGUUCAUUCCUAUUGCAGUCAUUAUUUGCUGUGCUAAUACCAAAUCUCUGUAUAGGAAGAUCAUCUGAUGUGUUUAUUUUAAGUUCUAAUGCACGAAACACCUGUAAAUGUGACAGAUUAUUUUGUUAUAUUUGGAUAUCUUGGGGAUUUAUUAUUUUUUAUGGGAGCAAGUUUCUACAGCCUAUUUAAACAAGUAUAUGAGCCCAGUGCAGUUGGGCUACAGAAAAAAUAUGGCAGAGAUAUCCGCUAACACAAGAAAGUAAUUGUACAAGUGCCAAUGUUUCUGAAUUAAAUUAAACUUAUGUUGUACUUGAUUUAAAAUGUUAUUUCAAAAUAC